Molecule: messenger RNA, 2864 nt
Organism: Drosophila kikkawai
Lineage: Eukaryota; Metazoa; Arthropoda; Insecta; Diptera; Drosophilidae
Source: RefSeq, a predicted model, not a curated record
UGGUUCGAAGGCAGCUGAUUUGCAAUUUUUCGCGGCCUAAACGUUCGAAAGUUGUUGUUUUGUUUUGGUCGUGUCGCCAAAUUUCGCGCGAUUUUCCAGUAGCAUCGGUGUGUGUGCAUUUUAUUUCGCACCAGGAUCUGUCUCAAACUCUAACUCAGACUCAGACUUUUGGGUGUAUGUAUUGGUGGCAUCCGGCUACUGUGUGUGUUUUUGCGUCUGUGUGUGCCGGCAGAUCCUCAUUGUUGUUGGCCCAUUGUAAUUGCAGUCACUGUGGCGUAUACUUGACAUCUUCGCCGCCAAAUUGUGCGACUUCUCCUUCGACUUUGGCUGCCGCCUCAGCUCCCCUUGGCCGCUCCUUGGGCUCUGGAUCCUUGUGACAUUGCCGUGAAGACGUGAAGAGCCCUCAAAUCCGCUAUUCCACUGUAUUCGCAAUCCAUUUGCCUGCUGCCCUUCUGCGACAGGCAAACAAAUUUUGCAAUUCAAUUUCUAUUGUGCAUUGCCGAUGCGAAAUGUGCGCAUCGUUUGCUGUCAAUGCCGAGCAUUUCGCAUAAAAAUUGAAAAUUGCAUGCAAAUUAAAUAAAUAGACAUCCGCUGGAGCGCGAGGAGCACAACAGCUGAGCUAGACACUCAAGAAUAUACGAGUACGUACGAUAUAUAUGUAUAGUACGAGAAGAUAUAGACGCGCUGCGAAAAUGACAGUUGUGAGUUGUGGCUCAGAUUCGACUUUGUGUGCGGGGCGCAAUCAAAGCAAACGUCAUUAGCACUCGCGACAUCGCCUUCGAUUGACAGGAGUAAGGAGGAGAAGGAGAAGCAGGAGGAGCAGGACCAGAUUCCUGCCGCAGCAGCAGGCACGAACAACUCCACAUUUGCAUAACUUCGGUGCAGCGCCAGAUCCAGAUUCCAAUUCACAGAUGUCAAUGGGCGUGGCAGUGGCACGCGAACCGAGCCAUCUGGAAAUCAAAGCCCAAUUGGCACAAACACGCGGUAAAUAGAAUUCGCAAUCGGAAUCGGAAUUGAAAUAGAAAUUCGCAUUCAAAUGCAAAUAGAAAUUGCCACAAGACCCCCACAGGACGAAAAAAAAAAAAAAAACAUAGCAACUAAAAUACCCAUAAAAUAAUAGGAAAACAAAGAGGGCCAGGGAAGCAGCUGUUGCAGCAAAUAAAAGAACCGCAGCAACUGCAGCAGCAGCAACUGCCACAGCAACAACAAUAGCAACACAGAUAGCAUCAGCGACAGCAACAAUAUGGCGAAGCUGCUGCAAUCGGCGCUGUUUGUCAUCCUGAUAAUGGCCACAAAAUGCGGCAGUGGCUCGGCCCAGAACCAGCAUCACGAGAGCAAUUCCCAGCUGGAUCCCGAUCCGGAGUUCAUCGGGUUCAUCAACAACGUCACAUAUCCGGCAGGACGCGAGGCCAUAUUAGCCUGCUCAGUACGGAAUCUUGGCAAGAACAAGGUGGGCUGGCUGAGAGCCUCCGAUCAGACGGUCUUGGCCCUGCAAGGCCGCGUGGUCACCCACAAUGCCAGAAUUAGCGUCAUGCACCAGGAUAUGCACACCUGGAAGCUCAAGAUCAGCAAAUUGCGGGAGAGUGAUCGCGGCUGCUACAUGUGCCAAAUAAACACAAGUCCCAUGAAGAAACAAGUGGGCUGCAUCGAUGUGCAAGUUCCGCCAGAUAUUAUAAACGAAGAGUCCUCCGCCGAUCUGGCAGUGCAGGAAGGCGAAGACGCCACUCUCACCUGCAAGGCCACGGGAAAUCCGCAACCCCGCGUCAUCUGGCGGCGGGAAGAUGGCGAAAUGAUUCUCAUUCGCAAACCCGGCAGCCGAGAGCUCAUGAAAGUGGAGUCCUACAAUGGAUCCUCGCUGAGGCUGCUUCGUCUGGAAAGACGUCAGAUGGGCGCCUAUUUGUGCAUAGCCUCCAACGAUGUUCCACCUGCUGUCAGCAAACGAGUCUCGCUCAGUGUGCAGUUUGCUCCAAUGGUGAGGGCCCCCAGCCAACUGCUGGGCACGCCGCUGGGCUCCGACGUACAGCUGGAAUGCCAGGUGGAGGCCUCGCCCUCGCCCGUGUCCUACUGGCUGAAGGGGGCGCGAACUUCCAACGGAUUCGCUAGCGUAUCCACGGCCAGCCUGGAGUCCGGCUCGCCGGGUCCCGAAAUGCUACUUGAUGGGCCCAAGUACGGGAUAACGGAGCGCCGCGAUGGCUAUCGGGGCGUCAUGCUGCUGGUGGUGCGUUCCUUCUCGCCCUCCGAUGUGGGCACCUAUCACUGCGUCAGCACAAACUCGCUGGGCCGUGCCGAGGGCACAUUGCGGUUAUACGAAAUCAAGCUUCAUCCGGGCGCCUCUGCCAGCAACGAUGAUCAUCUGAACUACAUCGGAGGUCUGGAGGAGGCGGCGCGGAAUGCGGCACGGAGCCACCGGACGACGUGGCAGCCGCUGCUCGCGGUGCUGCUGCUUCUGUGGAUGAGACUCAAGGGAUGGACAGCGGGAGCGUGAUAUCAAAACUGAGAGAAGAAGAGCCGGCAAUCAAGUAUUCCUACGGAUUCCCUCGGACACCGACAUCGACAUCUCUCCACCCGCCCGCGUUCUUGUUGUUCGUUUCCGUUUCCGGUUCUGCCAUCAUUCCCCAUUCCCUACUUAGCGGACCCUUUCAUAUCCCCCUUCUUAAUACAUAUUGCCGGAGGCGCCUCCCGCUGCCUCAGAUAUCAUUUGCAUACGUAUCAGGAAACGCGUCGUUCCCACCCGCGCUGCUCCCCUCGCCAAAAACAGCCCUGCUACUGCCCAGCCCGCUCCCUAAAAGGACUAAAAAGGAUAUCAAGUGCGGACAAUUGGAUGCCAAGCCCUUCCCUUAACCCCAGCCCCAAAUAAUGUUACA